AUGGCUUCAAAAAGAUCACUGACGAAACGACCUUUGAAUCUCAAUGACAUAGUUGAUGCAUUACACAAUAUAAAUUCUGAUGACGAUCUGCCCAGUGAAGUUACCAUUUUUCCACCGGAAGAUCCAAAUAACGAAAUAACAGACGAAGAUUCUUGUGAUGAAGAAUUUGUGACAUUACAUAAUCUCUCAGAGGCUUAUGACUACUCUGGUAGGCUCAAAUUUUCGCAAUCUGAUAUCGAUUAUCCAAAUAAGUCGAAGUUCACGGGCGAGCUGGCAGAAUCUCGGGCUACCGAGGUGAUGAUCCGCGAUGUUGACGAGCAAGCAAUGAAGCAGCUUGUUGAGUUUUGUUACACAGCACAUAUAGUUCUCGAGGAGAGUAAUUUACAGGCACUUUUGCCAGCGGCGUGCCUUCUACAGUUGCAAGAAAUUCAAGAUGUUUGUUGCGAGUUCAUCAAGAGACAACUCACGUAUAAUUUCAUACAACGGAAUUUUCCUGAGGUGAUGGAAAGUCUCUGGAAUACUUCGAAGCGAUAG
This is a messenger RNA of Parnassius apollo (apollo), 534 nucleotides long. Lineage: Eukaryota; Metazoa; Arthropoda; Insecta; Lepidoptera; Papilionidae. The record is from the annotation of a GenBank genome assembly.